AUGGCUACCCGUUCCCUCAAACCAGUCCUGUGUGGCUUGGUCCUCGCCUUUGCGCUGCACGCUGGCAUUGCUGCUGCUUCGUCGGCCUACGACAAGGGCGAUCCUCUUUUCAAUGCCCAAGUCCUCGAGAACCUGAGCCUCGAGGAGUUUGACGGUGAGCUUCAGCAAUGCCCCAUCGUUGCCUCUCUCUCGGGCGCAAAGGCCGCGCACUUUUCCUCGCAGACGUCGUCCUUCCUCUCUCGCGCCUUCGCCGUGCUCUUCCCCGCUGAGCGCCCCGCCAUCAAUGCCCUCCUUGCCACCCUCUACAUCUCUGGCCCCCCGAACCUGCUGCUGGCCCUCUGCCCUCCCGAUAUCGAUCCGGCUUCGCUCUCUGUCAUGGUUGCCUUUGCCGUCGGCGGUCUCCUCGGCGAUACUCUCUUCCACCUGCUACCCGAGAUCUUUCUCGGCGAGGACGAGCCCGACAAGGCGCGCUUUGUGCUGGUCGAGCCCCAGCGUAAUCUUCUUCUCGGUGUCGCCAUUCUUGUGGGCUUCAUGACCUUUGUCGCCAUGGACAAGGGCCUUCGGAUCGCAACCGGCGGCGCCGGACACGACCACGGCCACGGACACUCGCACGGCGAGGCCGAAGAGGUUGUCGCCGAGGCCGUCAGCUCUGCGCUCGACAAGGCGGACGGCAAGGCCAAGAACCGCAAGGCUAAGAAGGGCGAGGUUGCCGUCAUCAAGCCCGCUGAGAAGGAGAUUAAUGCCAGUGUCAAGCUGGGUGGGUACCUGAACCUCAUCGCCGAUUUCACGCACAAUAUCACCGAUGGUCUUGCCAUGUCGGCCAGCUUCUACGCAUCGCCCACUAUUGGCGCCACAACGACGGUGGCCGUCUUCUUCCACGAGAUCCCCCAUGAGGUUGGCGACUUUGCGCUGCUCGUGCAGUCUGGUUUCAGCAAGCGUGCUGCCAUGGGCGCGCAGUUCGUUACGGCUCUCGGCGCGCUGCUGGGCACCCUUAUUGGGAUUGCUGUGCAGGAGCUCGGUGGUGGAGCCGGUGACGAGGGCGGACCGAUGGGACGAAACGGCGGUAUCUGGGGCACCAGCCUUAGCUGGGGUGACCUGUUGCUGCCGUUCACGGCUGGCACGUUCCUCUACGUCGGUACGGUGGCUGUCAUUCCUGAGCUGCUGGAGACGGGUCCCAACAAGGCCCAGGAGCUGAAGAAGACGGUCGUGCAGUUUGCAGCGAUUGCUCUGGGAGCAGGCAUCAUGCUGUUCAUCUCGUGGCACGACUAG
Molecule: messenger RNA, 1269 nt
Organism: Verticillium dahliae VdLs.17
Lineage: Eukaryota; Fungi; Ascomycota; Sordariomycetes; Glomerellales; Plectosphaerellaceae
Product: ZIP Zinc transporter
Exons: 4
Coding region: 1-1269 (422 amino acids)
Biological process (GO): zinc ion transmembrane transport; intracellular zinc ion homeostasis
Cellular component (GO): membrane
Molecular function (GO): zinc ion transmembrane transporter activity
Source: RefSeq, a predicted model, not a curated record